GUUGCCGUGACGUCACGAGUACGCAAGCGCAGUGAUUUUUUUCGUUUUCACAACUUGCAUUGUAGUCGCCAUAUUUGAUACCAAGGGGGAAGUAUGUGCAAAUACUGCGUGGGAAAUUGCAGAUUUCUUCGCGUGAAAAGGAGCAACAAAGCAGCAUAAAUACUACGAGUAUACACCUAACGAUCUCUAGAACACACCAGUACCGUUUGUAUAUGCGGUCAGAACUUUUAACUAGGCGAAAUGGCUCUUGAAAGCCUGUUUGAAAAUCCCCCACCCCUAGUGAACGGUGAUGUAAACAAAGAAACAGAACAGGGCGAGAAAGAAAGGCAUGAGGCUGUAGCUGGAGAACUAACAAGUACAGAAGUUGAAGACGGAGAAGAAAAUGAUGGGGAUGAUGAAGAGGAUAAAGAAGAAGGUGAACUUGAGGAUGGUGAACUUGAAGAUUCUGGCGGGGAAGAAGAGGAGGUGAAUGGAGAUGAAACUGGGCAGGAACAGGAAGAAGAGAAAGUAUGCGAGGGAGAACCAAUGGCGGAGGAGAAAGCAAAAGUAUUCGAUGAAAAAGAAGACAUAGAGGAAAAUGAAGUCAUCAAAGGAAACGAUGAUGAUACGGAUGACGAGGAAGACUUGGAAGAUAAGGAAAGAAGAGCAAGACUAAAAGAGAAAGAAGAAAGGCAUAGGAGAAAAAAGAAAAAGCGAAGACGAGAAAAGGAAAAAGAAAGAGAUGCUAGAAGGAAGCGAAAGAAGAGGAGGCGGCAUCGGAGUGAGUCUCCACCAUCAAGAAGUCCUUCAUAUUCAGACUAUAGUGAUUCAUUUGAUGAAAACGACCCUUAUGACAGACCCUUUGAUAGAUCUUACUCGCAUGGUGGCUACAAUAUGUAUCAUCAAUCUAAUUACGCUGUUCCACCUGGAGCACAAUAUAACAAUGAUUGGGAGAACAACUCUAAUAAUGGAGAAAUGGAGCAUGAUGGUGAACACCAUAGUCCAAGACAUUUCAUCAGAGGAAGGGGUAGGGGGUUCCAUGGGCGUGGUAGAGGUAGAGGUCGUGGUGGAAUUGGACAACUACCAAGAAGUAAAGUUCCAUGCAAGUUUUACAUGGAUGGAAAGUGUUCCAAGGGUGAACACUGUCCAUUCUCCCAUGCUGGAGCACAAAACAAGAAAAAUGAAUUAUGUAAAUUUUAUUUAAACAGUAACUGUGUGAAGGGCGAUCAGUGUUUGUUUCUGCAUGCUAAUUAUCCAUGCAAGUUUUUCCAUACGGGGGCAGAAUGUUAUCAAGGUGAAAACUGUAAAUUUUCACACGAUCCGUUAACAGAUGAGACAAGGCCAUUACUGGAAAAGGUUUUGAAUCACGGACGAGAAAAGAGGUUUGAUAAAAACGAUCUACAAAUGCCCUAUAAUGAAGAGUUUGAGGAAAUGCCACAAGGUGCACAGGAUCAACCACGGCGCACUCUAUUGCCCACUCCAGGUACACCAGGAGGACAGACAGCUAAUACUAGUAUUCCAUCAUUAUUUGAUAUACAUGUUGCUCCUACAGGUCAUCAAGGGCAGAAAAUAUUAGCAAAAGAAACUCAAAAGUUUCAGUUUUACAACGCAGAAGAAUCACCUGAAGUGGAAGGGAGUGUUUCCGAAUCUGAUAGUCAAAGAAUGAUGGAAGACGAUCAACCUCCUUCACAGUCUGCUUUACCGGUGCGAGGAAUGACAACAACCAGUCCUAUGAAAACACCUUCUACAUUCUAUGACAACUUUUACCCUAGUCAACCAGAUUCUGUUGGUGACAGUGACAAUCAGCAAGGUCCAAAAAUAGAAGAUGAAAACAGAGACAGUGAUUCAGCUACCAGUAGUGUAGCUGCUGUUGGUAGUGAUGGUGAAAUAAGGAGAGCCAAUAUACAACCACCUAAAGUUCCAAUGUUUCUAGCACCCAAACAAAGAGAACUGUUCAUGAGAAUUCAACAAAAACAACAGGAGGAUGAGUUAACAACAUCUGAAGAACAGAAACAAGAUGAGAAAGAUGCAGCUGGGGAUGACGAUGAUUGGUACUCGAGUGAUGAUGAAGAUGGUGCUAUGCCUUUGUCUCUCCCAGCUGGGGCAUCUAGUAAUAGCCAACCACUAGCAGCAGUUCUUCAUACAAUCAGACAACAAGUCUCACAGUCGCAAGCGAACACAGCUGCUACUGCUCAAGCUAAUGCCCAAAUGAAUAUUAUAGAUCAACUUUUACUGAGUGCUAGAGGUAGUGGACAAGAUGCAACUCAGCCGAAGAUUGAUCCAACAACAAGAACACUGCACGCAGACCCUAGAGUACAGAAACAAAUUACUGAGGAACCUCCUCCAUUGGUUCAAACUGAAAAAUCUGAACAAUUAAGCACAACCAAUGAUGGAGUAAGAAUAACUGAAUUGAAAUCGCCAACCAACCAACAGCAGACAAUUCCAUUAGAUCCUGUUACUAAGACAAUGCCCAGUGUCAGUGACACCCAUAGGCUUCCACAUGAAGAUCCUAGACUGCACAAGCAGCCAAAAGAUUUCCAGAAUCCUGAUUUACAGUUACUGCAUUGGAAGGAUAUUGAAGAGAGUUUUGAAGUUGAAAAAUUUAAAGCCAAUGCUCCCAAACCACCACCCACGAAAAGACCUAGUGAUCCCAGGCGAAGAAGACAAUCUGAUCGGCCUGCUGACCCGAGAAAGGCUGCCAUUCCCCAACUACUUCCUUUGAAUCCAAGUACUUCAACUCCAUCACUAGGACCACAAUCAUCUUUUGAUCCAAGGAAUUCAGCACCACCACCACUAGGACCGCAGUCAUCUUUUGAUCCAAGGAAUUCAGCACCACCACCACUAGGGCCGCAGUCAUCUUUUGAUCCAAGGAAUUCAGCACCACCACCACUAGGGCCGCAGUCAUCUCUUGAUCCAAGGAAUUCAGCACUGCCACCCCUAGGGCCACAAUCAUCUUUUGAUCCAAGGAAUUCAGCACCACCACCUCUAAGGCCGCAGUCAUCUUUUGAUCCAAGGAUUUCAGCACCACCACCUUUAGGGUCGCAGUCAUCUUUUGAUCCAAGGAUUUCAGCACCACCACCUUUAGGGUCGCAGUCAUCUUUUGAUCCAAGGAAUUUGCCACCACCUCUAAGACCACAAUCAUCUUUUGAUCCAAGGAAUUCUGCACCACCACCACUUAUGCCACAGUCAUCAUUUGAUCCAAGGACUUUGCCACCACAACUAAGACCAUCUUUUGAUCCAAGGAAUUCAGGACCGCCACUUAUGCCUACAUCCUCUUUCGAUCCGAGGAAUUCAGCACCACCACUGAAGGCGGAUUCUUCUUUAUUCCAUACUGCACCACCUCCAGUUGGCCAGUCAUCUUUCGGUCCAAGGAAUUCCACACCGCCACUAAGACCACAAUUAUCUUUUGAUCCAAGAAAUUCAGCACCGCCACUUAUGUCAACAACAUCUUUUGAUCCAAGACAAUCUGCACCACCACAAUUGGCUCAGGGUCAGUCACCUUUUGACCCAAGACAUUCUGCAUCACCACCAAGGAGCCAUACAUUAACAGGAAGCUUUCAAGGGGAACGGUCUGUGGAUCCAAGAUUAGCACGGAGUAUCAGUCAGGAUUCUAAAAUUGCCACACAAAAUAUUUUGGUAGAAGAACCUAAUGCAAGCUCAGGUGUUAGUUACACUCCUGUGAACUUGACUCAAGAUCCUAGGAUACAGAGAUCUAUUUCAGAACCCAGUAACAGAACAGGUCAACAAAACACACAAGUGCAGCCCAAUCCAAAAGCACAAAAACCUGGGGGAAGACUUUCAAAUUAUUCAAUCCCAAAACUGCCAAAGGGUGAGCGUAAAACACAACCUCCAGAGGCAAACACACGCCUUAGGACAGAUUCUAAAUCACAAAUAAUAAACGAGUCACAAUCACCAAAAAAUUUUCCAGACAUUGGUGAUCAGUCUGACAAUAGUCAAGGACUGCAGACAAAUGCUUUGAUUAGUCAUCCUGUUCGUGCUUAUCACAGACUACCACAGGUAAGCUCAUUUACACAAGGUUCAAAGAUAAGGCCGAAAAGUCGACAUCAGCAAGGUCAAGUGUUGAACCAAGAUCCUAGAAAUAGAAAUCCAGCUGGAAAUCCUAAUCAGCAACAUUUUCAAGAUUCACAAAAUAAGAAUCAAUUUGAUCGUGGUGAAGGAAGCCCUAGCCAACCACAGUUUCCAAAUCAAAGAAAUAGAAAUCAAUUUGAUCAUGGUGGAGGAAGCCCUGGCCAGCAGCAGUUUCAAGGUACCCAAAGUCUGAAUCCUGUUAAUCGUAGAGGGGCUAGCCAAUCAUCGAUUACCAACCAAGAUCCACGGAAGAGGUUUGUAGCAGGUAAUCAACAAUUACAACAAAAUACUAACAGUCCAACUGAAACAAAUGAUCCUUCUGAUCCUGAUGCAACAUUAAAGGAUGUUUUCAAAACUAUUGAUCCAACUGCUUCCCCAUUCUGUUAAAAAUAACAUUCUCCAACACUUGAAGUUUGUUGGACAGUGAACGAAUAACUGCCAUUAGCAACUCAAUACAUACUUCAUGAAAGUGAGAUUGAUAUUAUACAUGUGUGGUAUAUCAUCAUUGAUGGUCAAAGCCUGUAAUAGUUAUUUUAAUUGGUACAUUGUAUUAAUAUUAUUGUAAGUUAAUUUUGUGAUUACAUUAGAGCUGUGUACAUAGCUAUUUAUUAUAUUACUUUAGGCUUUAUAUAUAUAUGUUCAAUGUACAAUGUAUUACAUAUUUAAAUUAUUAUAUUUUGAAUACCUUUAUGUAUGCUUGAAUAUUUCCGUCCCCUUAACAGCUCUAUAUUCUGAUUUGGGGGAAAUCCGCUCACUCAACACACUGUACAUCAGUAUAUGAAUCCAGAGUGGCUAGACCCUGAGAAACUAUUUCAAUUGUAGGUUUAUCACAGUUUAUUCUACAUGUUGGCCUUAAUUUUGAUAUUGUGUUCCCAAUGUGGUCAAUUAAUUUAACUAUAAUGCACAAUGUGCGUACAGGAUAUGAAAGAGAAUUCUGAAUGAUCGGCUGAAAUCUUUGAUUCUAAAUCAUUUUGUUUCAAAAUUCCUAAAUAUUGAAUUUGUAAAAUUCAUAGAAAAAGUCUAGAUGUUAGACUCUGUAAGGUUGUGGGCUAAUCAGAAAUACAAAUAGAUUUUUGCUGUGGUGAUACUAUAUACAAUGAACUUUGUUCUCUGCAACUAUUACAACUAAGUUUGUGAUGCAGAAAUUUCUAAACUCAUUAAAAUGUAUAUUUUGUAUAUUUCUAUAUGUGCUUAUUAACCAUAAUGUUUUUUUAAUUUCAAAAUAUACUGUUCCCACAUUGUCAGUUAGUGCUGAAUUUGUGCAGAGGUUAUAGAUAUUUCUAUAGCUGUUCAAACAAAAAUGUCUUGAAUGUCAAUACACUUUACUUUGCAAACCUACAAAUGUGAUUGUGAGAUUAGCAGCAUUGUAUAUUUAUUAUUGACUUAGAAACAGAACAUUCCAACCACUCUAGUCAUAAUUUUAGUUUAUAUAUCAGUUCAGAUGAUGUCAUAUAUCAGCUGAAUUAGAGUUGACAUUCAUAUUGUAAAAUGUGUUGGGGCAACACAAAAUCAAUGUUUUUGUGAAAUCAGUGACAACUUCUACCAGACAUUAUAGUUUUUAGAAGUGCAUUUGUUUAAAUCAAUAUUAUUGACCACAAGGGACAUAAAUUCACAGGAUUCUGAGACAUCUGGCUUUUUAAUACCUGAUUUGGUCAGCUGUGUCCAACAUACUUUGCUUGCAAACCUGCUAACAAAAUUUACUCAAAAUUAAUGUAAAUAUUCUAACAUAUAUUGUGUGCAUGUGUGUGUGUUUUGUGCCUGUAUUUUCUGUUGUAUAUAAGUAUUUUAGGCUGAACAAUAAAUACAUGUGCCAAUUUACUAUAU
Messenger RNA from Saccoglossus kowalevskii, 5892 nucleotides. RefSeq lists its product as uncharacterized. Gene Ontology annotation, molecular function: RNA binding; metal ion binding. Gene Ontology annotation, biological process: negative regulation of DNA-templated transcription. The record is from RefSeq and is a predicted model, not a curated record. Lineage: Eukaryota; Metazoa; Hemichordata; Enteropneusta; Harrimaniidae. Gene Ontology annotation, cellular component: nucleus.